Molecule: messenger RNA, 6998 nt
Organism: Oncorhynchus keta (chum salmon)
Lineage: Eukaryota; Metazoa; Chordata; Actinopteri; Salmoniformes; Salmonidae
Product: SUN domain-containing ossification factor-like
Biological process (GO): regulation of bone remodeling; protein folding in endoplasmic reticulum
Cellular component (GO): cytoplasm; membrane
Source: RefSeq, a predicted model, not a curated record
UUCUGGUUUGGAUAUUUUGCUUAUCGUAAUGGACACGCGUUCCAUGUCAGAACUUCCAACUCAGCUCAAGCAGAGGAAAUGGCCCUUAGACGUCACUACUUCUUGGUCGCUACCUGAUCCUAUUGGUUUACCGCAGUACUGCCCUAAUGCUAUUGGCCGAGAGGAGAACCUCAGGAAAGCUUAGCAAAAUCGAGCAGGGUAACAUCGCAACAGAAUACAGCAAGGAGCGGCGAGGGGAUGACUGAAUGAAAAUUCGCCUAGCUACAUCGACUGUAGUUUUAGGAAAGUGCCACCCUCCCUUAAAUAUUUCCUAUUGUAUAAUCAACAAACGUUAUAUUUAAAACGUAUCUUGCUAGUAAAAUCCAAAAAUAGCGAGGAUGUUGGUCCCCGCGGGAAGAUAAUGAAGCGGUUGCGCGUUUUGUUCGUGUGCCUCAUUGUAGCUGUCCUUUGCUGGUACCCCAGAAGUCAUGUGUGUUGUUCAGAGCACAACUCGUCAGGUCCAGGUGUGUCUAGUGGAGACAGCAGCCCCCCAGAGCAUCUUCAUGACCAUGAGCAUGCGCAGUACCACAGGACGGACCUCAAGAUGGAGUCGCCGAGGACACACACACACUCCUCCUACGACGUGGGACUGGAGACAGAGAGGGCUGCAUUAGAGGAGCCCAACACACACAACACUGAACAGACUGUGAAUCAGGAGGAGCCUGUAGCGGUAGAGGUCUGGUCAGCCCCAGAACCACACGCUGAUCCUGAACCCCCCGCUGCUGCUGCUGAGCCAAGCACACAAAUGACACAGCCUCACACACACACCCACCCAGAGCCCGAUACACAACUCCCUCCCCUCCAGGACCAGACAACUCCACCCUCCUCCACCCCAUCGCCCAGCGAUGACCUAGCCCAGGACCACGCCUCCACAGACCCCCCAGCCCCGGCCGAGACCCGCAGUGAUGCCCUGGCAGAACCCAGCCCAGCCCCGGCCACAGAAGACCCCCAACACACACCUACCUCUACCUCUCACACUCCUGCUCCAGCCCCAGCCAGUGGUGAUGCUGACCUAGUGGAGAGCCAGUCAGAGCAGGAUCAAAUUCAGGCUGGUUCUGAUGCUGAUGUCCAAGCAUCUGUCAGCCCAGAGGACCCAGACCAGGACCAAGGUCUACCAGAGCUGGACCUGGGGGGAAACACCUCCCACAGGCACCAAGACACCGACCAAGACCAGCAGGCAGUGGAUCAGGCAGUGGAUGCCAGUGAUGCCAGCGCUAUUGAGACGGACCCCUCAGUGCCCAGUAAGGAGGACAUCCCAACCUUCGACGAGUGGAAGAAACAAGUCAUGGAGGUGGAGAAAGAGAAGACUCUGUCCCUCCAUACCUCUUCAAGUGGAAGCCCCCCUGUGAAGAAGGUACAGAAGAACUUUAAAAACAACUAUGCUUCUGUGGAGUGUGGCGCUAAGAUACUGUCAGCUAACACAGAGGCCAAGAGUACAUCUGCUAUCCUCAUGGAGAAUAUGGACCUGUACAUGCUGAACCCCUGCAGCAUCAAGAUCUGGUUUGUGAUAGAGCUGUGUGAGCCCAUCCAGGUGAAACAGUUGGACAUCGCUAACUUUGAACUCUUCUCCUCCACACCUAAAGACUUCCUGGUCUCCAUCAGCGACAGGUAUCCCACCAACAAGUGGUUGAAGUUGGGAACGUUCCACGCCCGUGACGAGCGCACCGUCCAGAGCUUCCCAUUGGAUGAACAGCUCUACGCCAAAUACAUCAAGAUGUUCAUCAAGUACAUAAAGGUGGAGCUCAUCUCCCACUUUGGAUCAGAACACUUCUGUCCCCUCAGCCUCAUCAGGGUGUUUGGUACCAGUAUGGUGGAGGAAUAUGAAGAGAUUGCAGAUUCUCAGUACCCCUCAGAGAGGCUGGAGUACCUUGAUGAGGAUUAUGACUACCCUCCUGGGUACCUCCACUCUGAGGACAAGGGGUCCAAAAAUCUGCUGGGCUCUGCCACAAAUGCCAUUCUCAACAUGGUCAACAACAUAGCAGCCAAUGUUCUGGGAGGCAAGCCUGAGGGAGGAGCACAGAUAGAAGCCAACGCAUCAUCAGAAGCCCAGAACGAGACUGAGGGAAACAAAGAUGUGCAGCUCACCCCAACUCCAACCCCCACCACUCCUCCUCCAGCUGUGGAGACGGUGGAGCCAGACGACCCUGGUCCCCAGGAGGACCCUGACUCCCCCCUGCUUCCCCCCUCCCCGGAGAAUGGACAGAUCGUGACUCUGAUGGAGGAGGAGCCCCCACAGUCCACUGUGACUCUGAUGGAGGAAGAGGGGGAUGAUGAUGAGCAGGAGGAGAGAGAGGAACAGUGGAUGAGGGAGAGGGAGAGCCAGCUGUACUGUCCACUCUCUUCUGUCUCUUCUCUUUCUUGUGUGGCCACACUGCCAGAGUUGCUACAGCGCUGGUGUGACGCUCACCUCACCAGAGAGAGGCAGCAAGACACACACACCCCUAUACAGGUCCCUGUCCCUACCCCCACACACACACAGGAAGCCCCAACACGCACAGAGACGGUUCCUGAGCCUGAGACUGCCCCCCAAGCCCAAAAUGAGGGCCUACCCCCUUUAGACUCUCAAAAUCAUACCCUUCACAUCGACACACCCCCCGUGGACCCUAUCAUUUUGCUGGAGCCUAGCCGGACCUUUACCCUGCCCCCCCACAGCUUCUCUCAAACCUCCCUCUGCAAACCCACCCCUACCCAGGACGAAGCUCCCCAGCACCCCAGCCAAGAAGACCCUGUCCCCCCUCCAGCCCUGCAGGGAGCACCCGUCCCGGAGACUCAACAGGCCAGCACCCCCACCCCUACUCCCAGCUCCACUGCUCCCCUACACCUACCAACCUCUGAGACAGCCUCCCUGGACAUCCCCCCCCCUCCCCUGAAGGAGCAACCAGUCCAGCCCCUUCCCACAGCCUCUAGACUUGCAGACCUCCCCCCUCCCACUGACCUCCCUGUCCCCCCUCAGCCUGACACAAACACAGAGCCACACACUCCCAGCUGGGGCAGAGAGUGGAGACAGCCAGGGUCAGGGGAGCAGGGAGAUGCCUCUGCCCAGCCAGCAGAACACCUGCAUGGGGAAGAAUCCGUGGAAGACCUGCUGCUUAGCGUCCCGGUGACCGCUAACGGACAUUUACACCGGACGGCUACAGACUUCUACGCUGAGCUGCAGAACGCGGGGGAGUACAUUGGAGGGAAUGGAGGGGUGAACGGAGGAGUGAACGUGUAUGGCUCCAGUCAGAAGGAGAGUGUGUUCAUGAGGUUGAACAACAGGAUCAAAGCCCUGGAGAUGAACAUGUCCCUCAGCAGCAGAUACCUGGAGGAACUCAGCCAGAGGUAUCGUAAGCAGAUGGAGGAGAUGCAGAGAGCAUUCAACAAGACCAUAGUCAAACUGGAGAACACCUCCCGCAUCGCUGAAGAACAGGACCAGCGGCAGACAGAGUCUAUCCAGAUGUUACAGGGCCAGCUGGAGAACGUCACCAAGCUGAUGAUCAACCUCACCAUGACGGUCUCACAGCUACAGAGAGAGGUGUCUGACCGACAGAGUUACCUGGUGGUGUCUCUAGUCCUGUGUCUCUGUCUGGGCCUGGUGCUCUGCCUGCAGUGCUGCUGGAGUGCCAACACACACACCGUCACACACACUGCAGUCAACCACUACCCCAGCCCCAAGAGGUGUUUCUCCUCCUAUGAUGAUUUGAGUCUGAAGCGGAGGGUAUCGUGUCCUCUCCUACGCUCCAAGUCCUUCACCUUUCCUACUUCAGAAGUAGGCCCUGACGACCUUUACAUUGUUGAACCUUUAAGGUUCUCACCAGAGAAAAAGAAGAAACGAUGUAAACUGAAGGCAGCAUUAUCAGCCCCCUCUUCUCCGAUGGCUAACGGGGGACUCAAAUGCAAUGGUCUCCCCCACUCCCUGAAUCCCCCUCCUCCUCUAGAAGACAUGUCCUGUAAGGAGCUCCCCUUCCCAUCAGAGAGUAGCAGCUGUAGCUCCUCCAGCCACUCUGAAGAGUCCUACAUCAGCCGAGGCCAUCCCCUCUCCUCCCCCCCAGGCCUGUGUAAUGGCCACGCUGCCGUGCUCCUCCCAUCCAACCUUCCCUCCCUCCCUCUCCCCUCCUCCCUUCCCUCCCUCCCUCUCCCCUCCUCCCUCCCCUCCCUCCCUCUCCCCUCCUCCCUCCCCCUCUCUCUUCCCUCUAAGAGGUCAGUGAAGCGUCGGCGGUCUCGUCAGGGAGAUCUGCAGUUCUCCUCCAGACAGACAGGAGGCGCUGCUGUGAACGCUCUGCACAGCCUGCAGCAGCUGAUCAAGGGAAACAAGGAGAUCAGUGUGGGGACCAUAAGAGCCACGGCAGUCACAGGACACGUCUGAUCACACACACAUGCACACUUCAGAUUGACUCAUAUACACACACCCUGGUAGCAGACUUGGUUAGGGAUGUGUGAAAGGGUGUGGUCUUGCCCCAAAAUGGCCACAUCUCUGAACCACAUCUCCCAUGAGCACCCUGCCCACAGUGGAACUCAAACACCAUGAUAUUAGUCACCCUAGCAACAGCCAUUCAGAGACCUCUCCACGGUCAUGUGCCUUUCUGUCCACUCUAAAGCUUUCACUGAUGUAAAAAAACACUGAAAGGAUUGUUCUUUUUAUGUUCGGAGCGAGACUAAUGGUGGGGAGUGUUACUAGGAAACAGACAUUAAUUCAGCUGUUUCUACUGGACAAGCACAUCAGACCUGGGCAUCAGGGGCUUGUACUCCAGCCCUGUGCCCAGAGGAGAGGGGCUGAGUGGAGCUCUUACCCGGUUCCUUGUGAAAGUACAGUAUGAAGCUGUAAGGAUGAAAUGUGUCGCAGUGAGAGAACUGUGCAGCAGGAUUAGCUUCUUCUCCCUCUUUCCUCCUGUCCUCCAUUUCCACAUUCUGUUUAUUUUCUGUGCAUUGUUCAGUGCUAGCUAACACUACUGCAGUUGUUUGUAUGGGACCAGGGUGUUAACCCUUCACACACAACAGGCCCUCUGUCUCCCUUUCUCAGGCAGUCUAACCUAAUGCCAUGCAACUAGCAGAGCUGAAUGAAGAUACAUACCCAAUGUGUGUGUGAGCAUGCAAGCGUUCCUGUCUCUAGCCCAUGUUUAUCCAGCUCUGAUACAAAGGAACAGGCUCUAUACCUCUUGAACUCGUUAACCUAGCUAUUCUCCAGUCAGACUUUGUGUGUGUGUGUGUGUGUGUGUGUGCUCGUUCGUUCGUUCGCACAGAGAGCCAGCCAAGAGGAAAGGGAUCUUGUACUGUAUAGACUGGUUGUUUUUGCACAUUGUGACAGGUCAACAGAACCCAGUCAGUUAGGUUUUUAUAUUGAGCUGUAUAUGAGCCAUGCUGAGAGCUGAAUGUUGUGUGUUAUUAUAGUUGUUAUUAGGAACAGUUUAGUCUGAAGAUGUCGGUGUGUUCGAGCACACAAACACCCGCUGUUGGUAGAAGUUGCCUCUAGGAUCUGCUUUCCUUCCCCCAAUUCCUAAUAUUAACCAUUCAUAUCAACAGUGUAAUGCAACACUGACCUUUCGAUCAGUGACACAGGGUAAUGUCAGUCUUGCGAGCAGAUCCCCUGAGGUCCUGUAGGGGAUGCUGUGAGGCCACUUUUAUUUAUCUAGUUAUUUAUGUUCCAGCCUCAAAACAACCCUAUCAUGUAGCCCAGGGGAAAUGCAUGGUACAUAGAAUAAUAAUGAUUGCAAUUAAAACAAAGGUAGAUGCAUUUUACUAUCGCAUACUGUAUGAUUGUCACUGGCUGCCCGACACUAGUUCACCUAUUGUGACCAAUAUUUGUUUUGGGUUUUCAAAGCUAUACGGACAACAAGGUAUCAUCCACCUUUUGUCUCUGUAAAAGUGGUUUGAUCAUCUGGUGUUUGCAGAGUUGCCUCCACUGUCACACCUGCACACAACCCAUGGUGUUAAUUAGAAGCCUACCAGGGAACAGAGGGCUGGAACAGUCCCAAUAACUGCUGGGGUCGUAUACGAACCAGCUUCACCUCACAAGUUACUGUUAUGGGAAGAUGAAGUUAAAACAAAUGUUUGAAGUCAAUUUGUUUGUCUGUCUGUGCAAGGAUGUGAUUGGAAUGGCAAGAGUCCAUUUGAAUAAGUUGCAGAUGUGAAAAAUCAUCUGUGUACUAUAUAUCUGUGCCAGUGGUUAGUAUGCCAGUAGUUAGCUGGCCUCUGAGCUAUGUUGGGUUGGUUGUUGACUGACUGAGAAAGAGACUGGGCCCACUGUAUUCUACAAACUACACACACCACACUCCCUCUACAGACCAACCACCUAGGUCCCCUACUCCACACACUGACCUCUGACCCCUACACAGUUCAGGGUUCAGAAAGUGUGAAGAGCUCUCUUUUAGUGCAUCUGUUUUAAUUGAACCACUUCUGUUCCCAUUACCAAGAACAUCACCUUUAACUGGCCACCUGCUAUCCUUACUAGCUUGUCAUUCAUUCAUGUGUUUAUUACUGUGCAUUUACCCCACCUCGAAUAAGGUAGUGGUUUUCAGAGGAGUCUGAAGGAACUUGUGAACUUAAUAAAGGGAAUGUUGGAAAAGGGUUUGGAACGCACUGUUUUAUCUGAUUACAAGUGUUCCACACCCAGUGAAUCAUGACCGACUUUGUUUUUCUACCCUUUUUGAAUGUGUAUGAUAUUAUGUGUAUGCAUGCAAGAGUGUUUCUUUGUUUUCUUGAUGUGUGUUUGUGAGAGACUCAGCGAAGCCCUAAUUUAACACUCUCACUAGAGAUUGGUACUCAUGACCCCCAGGUCUCAGUGUGCACUUUGUUAUUAUUACUACCUUCAUGCCUUUUGUUUUUCUACACUAAAUGCUGUCUGUCAACUGCUUUGCUUCUCUCUUUCUGAGUAUUCUGGGAAAGAGCUGCACAGUAUUGUGGAACAGGAGCGACAGUAACUACAAAGAUGUAGUACCAUUAGAAACUGUGAAUUUCUAAAUAAAACAUUGUCUUUCACUUGA